UCAGGAAGGGGUGGUCCCGAGUAGGGGGAUAUAUAGGGAGCCGGGGUCUGUCCGUCUUUAAUGCAAAAUCAGAGCAGAAACUAGACGGCACAGUAGAAAAAAACCUGCGGCCGAAGUCACAUAGAAACUCAAACAGCUGUUGAGUAUUCAAGAGAGGGCUGAAAGAAUCACCAACGUUCCGAAGAGUUGGAAUUUAUCUACUGCUGAGCUUUUUUCGACCAAGAGAAUAUAAGAAGACUCGAGCUUGAAGCAACAAGAUAUGAAGUCUGAGCUGUAGACUAUUUUGAAUGGGUUUUGCACUGGAUUUGUUUCCGUUGUAGUUUUUUUACACUUACAGAAUUUCUGGAGGUGUUUUAGUUCUUGGACUGAUAUUUUUUAGUUAUUAGUGGAGUCUUUUACGGAUUUUACUUGCUUCCGCCAGACACUUCAAUAUAAUUUUAUCUUUCAGUUUGAAGGGUUUGACACGGAAUAUGAAGUGGUUCGUUUGUGUCUCGUUCAGUUUGAUUACCGCUCUGUGCGUGAGCGCGGCGCACGGCACAUGGGAGGAAAGUACAGUUAUACCGGUCAGACUCGACCCGGUUCGGCCGGAGAGGGAAGCCGAGCAGGGCCGGACCCUUUCGGUAGAGGAGCGAGAGAAGGAGUCGGAGAUGCGGGUCUACCGGUUGGACGUAUUUGGCAAACGGGUGGUCUUGGAGCUAGAGCCGGACCAGACCUUCCUGGCGCCUGGGUUUGUGUUCCAUGUGGUGGGGAGCCCGGAGUUGCAGGCGCAGCGGGAAUCUGACAGCAGCGCAGCCGAGACUCAGUGCUUCUUCUCGGGCACGGUGAACGGGGACGAGGACUCCGCAGCUGCGCUCAACCUGUGCCACGGACUACGGGGCGGCUUCUACCUCCAAGGUGAAGAGUACUUCAUCUAUCCCAAUAAUUCGACUGAUGCACAGUCUGUUGAUGGGGACCUCCACCUCAUUCGCCGGAGAGGUCGGGAAUCUUUUGCAGAGGAGAGCAGCUCAAAGUGUGGGGUCAACGAGGACGAGGACAGGUUGCCAGAGAAUCAGGAGACAAAAGUAAACCAUGGAACCACUAACUCAGACCACCCAGCCCACCACCAGCGGUCCAAGCGCUUCGUGUCCACGCCUCGCUUCGUGGAGAUCAUGAUCGUGGCCGAUCAGUCCAUGGCCGAGUUCCACGGUGCCGGACUCAAGCCCUACCUGCUGACCAUCAUGGCGGUGGCAUCGCGCCUCUACCGCCACCCCACCAUCCACAACUCCAUCAGCCUAGCCGUGGUCAAGCUCUUGGUUGUCUACGAGGAGGAGAGCGGCCCCCAGGUGUCGUCUAACGCUGCCCUGACCCUCCGCAACUUCUGCCAGUGGCAGCAGCAGCACAACCCGCCCAGCGACCGCCACCCAGAGCACUACGACACGGCCGUGCUCUUCACCCGAACGGACCUGUGUGGCGCCCACUCCUGUGACACGCUAGGCAUGGCGGAUGUGGGCACGGUGUGCGACCCGGAGAGGAGCUGCUCCAUCAUUGAGGACGACGGGCUGCAGGCGGCAUUCACCGUGGCACACGAACUCGGCCAUGUGUUCAACAUGCCCCACGACGAUUCCAAGCAGUGUGCCACCGUCAACGGUGACCAUUGGGGCUCGCACAUGAUGGCAUCCACCCUGUCCAACCUGGACCAACUCCAGCCCUGGUCGCCUUGCUCCGCCCUCAUGGUCACCUCCUUCAUGGACAACGGACACGGCCAGUGCCUAUUGGACAAGCCCCACAAGUCCCAGCCACUGCCUGCCACGCUACCCGGAACCGUGUACGACGCUGACCGCCAAUGUCGUCUGACUUUCGGGGAGGAGUCACAGCACUGUCCCGACCUGAGUACCACAUGUGUGGCGCUCUGGUGCACAGUGACCACAACCAACGGACUGCUGGUCUGUCAGACCAAGAACUUCCCGUGGGCGGAUGGGACGCUGUGUGGCCAUGACAGCUUCUGCCUGGCGGGACAGUGUCUGAGCAAGACGGAGGCCGCUCGUCACCAGACUCCAGUCAACGGUGCCUGGGGAGUAUGGGGACCAUGGGGAGACUGUUCCCGUACCUGCGACGGAGGGGUGCAGUUCUCCUUCAGGGACUGUGAUAGCCCUCUGCCCAAAAACGGGGGCAAGUACUGCGAGGGCAAGAGGAUCCAAUAUCGCUCCUGUAACACAGAAAUCUGCCCUGAUAGCAACGGUGUGUCGUUCCGCGAGGAGCAGUGUCUGGCCCACAACGAUAUUUCGUCACAGGUGUCGUUCGGUUCGGGAGAGGGCGUGGAGUGGGUUCCCAAAUAUGCCGGCGUCUCGCCCAAAGACCGCUGCAAGCUGGUGUGUCGGGCCAAGGGCACGGGCUACUUCUUCAUUCUGAAACCCAAGGUGGCUGACGGUACUCCCUGCAGCCCGGACUCCACCUCAGUGUGUGUGCAGGGUCAGUGUGUGAAGGCGGGCUGUGACCGAAUCAUCGGCUCCAGCCGUCGCUUCGACAAGUGCGGCGUGUGCGGAGGCAACGGCUCCACCUGCAAGAAAGUGUCGGGUGCCCUGGAGCGUGCCAGGCCUGGUUACCAGAACGUCGUGACCAUCCCCGCUGGCGCCACUCACCUGGACGUGAAGCAACGUGCCCCCGGCGGUGGUCGCCAUGACAACAGCUACCUGGCAGUGUUGCGCCAGGACGGCACCUACCUCCUGAACGGCGACUACAAGCUGAUGACUCUCGAAACAGACAUCGCCCUCAAGGGGGCGUUGCUACGAUACAGCGGUAGCUCCGCCUCCCUGGAGCGUCUACGCAGCUUCUCGCCCCUCCCCGAGGCCCUGACCAUCCAGGUAUUGUCUGUAGGCGACUCGCCCCGUCCCCGUGUCAAAUACAGCUACUUUGCCCCGAGACCCGCUUUGGCGUCACCUGGUGGUGGAACGGUGGCACGCCGCCAGUCCAUCAAUGCCAUCCGGGAGCUGGGGGACGCUGAGUGGACCCUGCGGGAGUGGGGCCCAUGCUCUCAGAGCUGUGGGGGCGGUACUCAACAGAGGGAGGUGCUGUGUCUGAAUCCCCAGGGGCGGCCAUCACGGGAGUGCCCGGAGGAGCUGCGCCCGUUGGCUUCACGCCCCUGCGCCCCACAACCCUGUCCUUCAUGGUUCCUGGGGGAGUGGUCGGCGUGCUCCAAGAGCUGUGACCGUGGGUUCCGCAAGCGCCCGCUACGCUGCGUGGGACACAACGGGCGUACGCUCGCCCACGAGAGCUGCAACCCCAAAGACAGGCCUCGACCACUGCUGGACUUGUGCAACCAGAGCGCCUGCUAAGACUGUCGGGACUCACCUCAUUAUUACGUCCCUGAAGAACAGCUCAUGAAAGAAAGAAAGAAAGAAAGAAAGAAAGAAAGAAAGAAAGAAAGAAAGAAAGAAAGAAAGAAAGAAAGAAAGAAAGAAAGAAAGAAAGAAAGGGGAAAUGUCAGGGGAGCUGAGAUGGAGGAAGAGUUUAAGUGGACACUUCUCUUUCGAAAAGCAUGCUGCUUUAGGUGCCAAUGACAUGCUUGUGUGUGUGUGUGUGUGUGGGGGGGGGGGGCUGUCUGUCCUAGCUGGACUGGACAGACAUCUUGGGGGGACUAUAUAUGCCAGAUGUAUCACUGUACAGAAUUGGCUACCUUGGGGUGAGGAUGUAUGUAUAUGUGUGAAUGGUCUCACUGCCACACAUUCCACUCCCUGUAUCGGUUGGAGGCACUUCCUGUUUCAAAGGGUGCAGAACAAAAGACAAUCCGAAUUGUCCCUCCUAAUCCAUACAACUUUGUAUGCAACCAAACUAACUCAAUACAGUUCAUUUCAAUCAACUUCGGUCAUUCCUGAAUAAGUUGAUGUGUGCUGCUAAUAUUCCAGUAGAAUCUCCCAAUAGACUCAUUCCAAUAGACUUAUUAUUCAAUAUGCAUCCUGGACUGAACAAAACCAAUUUCAAAGCCAUAUCUCUCGGCCCUGUCCUAGACCAAAGAGGUGUGUGAGCAAGCGAACGCGGUGUGUGUGUGUGGCUUCUCUCCUGCUACUACUUCAUAAGUAAGUCUGUCCUGCCUUCCGAGAAGGUUUUUUUUUUAUGAUGAUGUUUUGUACAGAAUAUCCAAACAUAAUUUAUUUUUGUUAAAUAUAAUCUUGUUGCUUUUUAUUAUUAUUAUUAUUAUUGUUGUAUUUUUAUUUGUUAUUAUAUUGAAAUAACAGAAGGAUGUAGAGUAUAUAGAGUAUUUAUACAGUAUUAUAUAUAUGGUCCUAGGUUUAUGAAUAAAGUAUCACGUUGAUCUAUA
This is a messenger RNA of Salmo salar (Atlantic salmon), 4294 nucleotides long. It is a transcript of the gene adamts1, whose product is annotated as ADAM metallopeptidase with thrombospondin type 1 motif, 1. NCBI's taxonomy places the organism in Eukaryota, Metazoa, Chordata, Actinopteri, Salmoniformes, Salmonidae. Gene Ontology annotation, molecular function: metalloendopeptidase activity; zinc ion binding. Gene Ontology annotation, biological process: extracellular matrix organization; proteolysis. Gene Ontology annotation, cellular component: extracellular matrix. The record is from RefSeq and is a predicted model, not a curated record.